This is a messenger RNA of Oreochromis aureus, 583 nucleotides long. RefSeq names its product claudin-4-like. Bases 110 to 487 code for a protein of 125 amino acids. Gene Ontology annotation, cellular component: plasma membrane; bicellular tight junction. NCBI's taxonomy places the organism in Eukaryota, Metazoa, Chordata, Actinopteri, Cichliformes, Cichlidae. The record is from RefSeq and is a predicted model, not a curated record. The transcript has a single exon. Gene Ontology annotation, molecular function: structural molecule activity. Gene Ontology annotation, biological process: bicellular tight junction assembly; cell adhesion.
ACUGCUUAUUCUCAUUCUAAUCGGAUGAGCCCAUGAUGAUGACUACUUAAACCCUGAGCCUUCCUUCCUCCAAAACAACGUUGUUAGUGCAUGGUAUGGUUUAUGGAAAAUGUGUCUAAUGUGGGAUACAGGCAAGAUGGAAUGCGAAAUAUAUUUGGAUUUUGCUAUGAUGCCUGAAGCCAUGAAUGCUGCCAGAGCGCUCGUCAUUAUCGCGAUCAUCGUUGGGGUCUUUGGGAUCCUGCUUGGCGUGACCGGCAACAAGCGCACUAACUUCAUGUCAGAUGACGGGCAAAAGAGCAAAGUGGCCUUUGGUUCUGGACUUCUCUUCAUCAUCGCAGGUUUCCUGGUGCUUACACCUGUCUGCUGGAUCGCCAACAUCUCUGUUCGUGAGUCAUACAAAAUGGACAGACAGGUUUCCAGCAUGAAUCCUGGAGCCUCACUCUACAUCGGCUGGUUCACUGCUGGGCUUCUGUUCCCGCAAGAAUGAUAAUGUCAUACUGAAUAUACAGUUAGGUAGUUCAGUGCUCGCUCUGUGUAAGUAAGGCGUUAAUUAUCUCAGCUAUGUAAGGCUUGCUUUUUGAUA